AACUUGCAGAAGUUAAAUUGUUGCUAGCUUCACGGAGAUAAAAUAUAACGAGGUUCCUGUCUGAGUGGGGUUGAGUUGAGAUGUACCACAUCCUGUCUUCUGGUUUAUCUGAUUCACACACACCAUCCAGCCCAUUGUCUAGACGGCUUUAAGGGUUAAUUAACAUCCUGAUAUGGCAUUUAGAUAUAUUUGGAUUUGGAUAACAACUGUUUUGGGUGCUGUGGAAUGUUUUAACAUUUACACCAAACCCCAACACACUCUCCGAAGAGAUGAACGCACAUUGUAUGGACAAACAGUCCUUCAGUACAAUGAUGGGAUUUUGGUUACAGCUCCAUUGGACACCAGUGACAGAAAGCAGUAUGGAAAGCUGUACCAGUGUGAUUUGAAAUCAGACUGUAACGACGUGAAGCUUGGAGAUGGUGGGACAGAAAUUGCUUUUGUUCUGGAUGGAUCUGGGAGUAUUGAGGCAGACGAUUUUCAGAGUGCAAAAGACUUUAUCUCAAAUAUGAUGACAAAUAUAUGGGAAAAUUGUUUUAGUUGUGGAUUUGCCAUUGUACAAUACGGAGAGGAGAUACAAACUGAACUUACCCUGAAUGAAAACAAUGAUACUGAAUCUGUACUAAAAAAAGUUCAGGAUAUAAAGCAACUUGGAAGGAUCACGAAAACUGCAUCAGCUAUCCAGCAUGUGCUUGAUCACAUUUUCAUUGAGGAAAAGGGAUCACAAAAGAAUGCAAGGAAGAUUAUUAUUGUAAUCACAGAUGGAGACAUAUUUCGGGAUCCGCUGGAUAUAGAAGACGUCAUGAAAUCACCUAAAAUGACAAACGUAACUCGCUUUGCUAUAGGGGUUGGAGAGGUAUUUGAAACUCCCAAAGUAAGAGAGUUGCUGUAUAAGAUUGCUUCUGAGCCAGAAGAAGAACACGUAUUUAAAGUGGAUAACUACGCCGCUUUGGAUGGUCUGCUUGCAUUGCUAGAAAAAAGCAUCACGGGAAUUGAAGUUGUAGAGCUCAUGAAGAGAAAUGAUGCUAACAGCAACAAUAACAACAACAACAACCACAUUCAAAAAGUGGAAUCAGCUACAGCUAAGUUAAAGGGGUUCAACAGUCCAGCGGGCGCAAACAGUAAUAACCAUAACAAUAAUGCUGAAGAUUUGUAUCCUGAUGAAGAGGAAGAUGGUGGGACAGAAUUUGCUUUUGUUCUGGAUGGAUCUGGGAGUAUUGAGGCAGACGAUUUUCAGAGGGCAAAAGACUUUAUCUCAAAUAUGAUGACAAAUAUAUGGGAAAAUUGUUUUAGUUGUGGAUUUGCCAUUGUACAAUAUGGAGAGGAGAUACAAACUGAACUUACCCUGAAUGAAAACAAUGAUACUGAGUCUGUACUGAAAAAAGUUCAGGAUAUAAAGCAACUUGGAAUGGUCACGAAAACUGCAUCAGCUAUCCAGCAUGUGCUUGAUCACAUUUUCAUUGAGGAAAAGGGAUCACAAAAGAAUGCAAGGAAGAUUAUUAUUGUAAUCACAGAUGGAGACAUAUUUCGGGAUCCGCUGGAUAUAGAAGACGUCAUGAAAUCACCUAAAAUGACAAACGUGACUCGCUUUGCUAUAGGGGUUGGAAAGGAAUUUGAAUCUCUCAAAACAAAAGAGUUGCUGCAUAAGAUUGCUUCGGAGCCAGAUGAAGAACACGUAUUUAAACUGGAUAACUACGCCGCUUUGGAUGGUCUGCUUGCAUUGCUAGAAAAAAGCAUCACGGGAAUUGAAGGCUACAGUGUAGUUGCUGUGAAGGGAACAAGUGGCAAUCUGUUUGUGUCUGGAGCCCCUCGUCACAGCCUCACAGGGAGGGUGCUGGUGUUCGGUGGAGACACGUAUGAAAUUAGGCAAAAUCUAUCAGGGACCCAGGUUGGUUCCUAUUUCGGCUCAGAGUUGUGUGCUCUAGAUGUGGAUCAGAAUGGCAUAACAGACUACCUACUGGUCGGGGCUCCGUUCUUUCACAUACGCGGAGAGGAAGGGAAGGUUUAUGUGUACAAACUUAACAAUGAUGACAUGUUUGAAGAGCCACAGCUGCUACAGGGAAUGGAGGGCUAUGAUUUCGCAAGGUUCGGCAUUGCCAUCAGCAACAUAGGCGACGUUGAUCGCAAUGGAUACAAUGACAUUGCAAUAGGAGCCCCCCUUGAAGUGGACUCCCCUGGAUCCUCUGGCAGUGUCUACAUUUAUAACGGCUUCAGCGAUGGCAUUAGGAUGAAGUACUCCCAGAGAAUUGCGGCUGUUGAUGUCAAUGUAGGACUCAAGUAUUUUGGCCAAUCAGUUGAUGGAAUGACAGACCUCAAUAAUGAUAGCUGGAUUGAUAUCACAGUGGGGAGCCUCGGGACUGUCACUGUGUUUCAAUCUUUGGUUGUCGUUAAUAUCACUGCUGUUGUGAAAUUCGAUCCUGAAAGGAUUCCUUUGUCUUACCAAAGUAGCAUGAACAAACCAAGCAACCCAGCAAACACAGUCGGGUUAAAAAUAUGCUUUCAAACCAAGUUAGACUGGAAAACCUUUGGACACGCUGGACUGGCUAUUGAAUACAAUGUGUACGUGGACACUGAGAAAGAGAAUAAACGGAUGAAGCUGGCUGAUAGAGAGUCACACACCACAACUUUUAACAUUACAGAGAAAGCAGAGUGUUUACAGCAACUCACCCUGCAGUUCUUGGGCUGCCAUGAUGACUGCUUUUCACCUAUAGCGAUCAAGGUUAAUUUCACUCUCCAAAACAGCUCUGCUGAGCCCCCGCAUGGAAUUCUCAAUGCUUUCAGUGACAAUGAAAACAUCGCACAGCUUCAUUUUGAAAAUAACUGUGGAAAAGAUAUGAAAUGCAUUCCUAAUUUGUCCUUAUCAACAAACAUGACAAAUGAUCUCACACUGAUUGUCGGUGGCAGUAGGGAGAUGGUUAUAGCUUUUAAUUUGCAGAACUCAGGGGAAGACUCCUACAUGACAACUAUGGAACUGAUAUAUCCCAGCAUUCUGCAUUACAACAAGAUCUCUUUGUUUCAGGAAAAUACAGGUACUUCCUGUGAAGAUCCUGAUUCAUUAGGACCUUCGUUAACGAGAUUACGUUGUAAAAUAGGAUUCCCGGUAUUCAGAAAACAGUCACAUAAAAACUUCACCAUCUCUUGGCAAUUAGAUUCUAUGAAAUCUGAGAAGAAUGUAGCACUGAUAAAUAUCAGUGUUAGCUGUAAAAAUGAUGGCCUGAAUCUUCUUGUGCAAGAAAACCACAGGAUUUCUGUGAAACAUUCCCUGAAAAUGAGUCUAACAGGGGAGGCCAGUCCCUUGUUUCUGAAUAUAACUGAAGACAUGAAAAGCAAUAAACACCCACUGAAAUACGUAUUCAAGAUAAAUGGUGAAAACCAUUUUGGCGCUGAAGUUAAAGCAAACAUAUCAAUUCCUUUGAAAAGACAAGGUGGUGGAAAAUUAACCAUCACGAAAGUCAAUUUCACAAAGAAAAGCACACAUUGUACCUGGCACACAAUCUCGCUAACAGACGUGCACGCUACUCAUUGCACUGUUAGAGAUGAACAGGAGGACAUUACUAUUGAGGCUGAACUGUUAAUUGAUGCUAAAGAGGUAACUGUGGAUAAGAUAAAGGCUACCGCUGUUCUUGGUUUUGAUAAAGAUUGGUAUGUCGCAGAAGAAACGGAUCAACACAUUAAAGAGGUGUCUGUCACUAUUGAGAAGCUGACAGCGUAUCAACCCAUGGCCUUGAUUAUUGGGAGCUCCAUUGGAGGAUUUGUGAUUCUGGCAAUUUUGGUUUUUAUCCUGUUUAAAUGUGGCUUUUUCAAGAGAGAUUACAAGCAGGACGUUCCAGAAGAGGAAAAACGAUUGAGAGGAAGGAAUCCGUCCUAAAUGUGUAUCUCUGCCAUGAAAAGAGUUACGAAGCAGAGGUUCUGAAGCAGAUACAAACCCUGUCCAGUACAGUUUGUACAGGCAUUUUCACAGAACAUGUUUAUCCUGCUCCAAAUUUCUGCUCAAUGUAUCACAAUAUCCAUUCGAUUGGUUUCUCUUUAAAAUUAUGCCGUUAGUUUCUAAAGUUCAAACGAGCAUAGCGCCUUCUCCCUUGCAUUACUGUCAGCAGGCUGUAAUUGUUUUAAUACAGUAUUUUAUUUUCAUUUUAUACUUUUUUUUUCUAUAAUCUUGACACUUUGCACAUAUGAAGCAUAUUAUUAUGGUUGAGUGUGAAAAUGUUCAUAUUCUUUUAAUAGACUCUAAAUGACAUAAA
Molecule: messenger RNA, 4238 nt
Organism: Acipenser ruthenus (sterlet)
Lineage: Eukaryota; Metazoa; Chordata; Actinopteri; Acipenseriformes; Acipenseridae
Product: integrin alpha-E-like
Exons: 32
Coding region: 173-3865 (1230 amino acids)
Biological process (GO): cell adhesion mediated by integrin; cell-cell adhesion; integrin-mediated signaling pathway
Cellular component (GO): external side of plasma membrane; integrin complex
Molecular function (GO): integrin binding
Source: RefSeq, a predicted model, not a curated record